AUGGAGAGGUCGAACAAUCCAAACGUUGUUAAUUUACGUAAAAUAUUUGAAAUGUUUCAGUUGAUCAACCACAUAGAUGAACCAACGCAUAUUCUAGAAGGAACGCUCGAUCUGAUUGUGAUGUCACACAAUAUAGCGGUAGGUGAAGCAAAGGUUUAUCCUAGUGGAAUCUAUUCUAAUCAUGGUCUGGUACAGAUGACCAAAUUAUUUCAAUUCAUAUACGUCGGUGCAUUUAUAUGCGGUCUAGGACGCAGCGAUAUAACAAGUUGUGAUCCAUAUUCGUAUUGCGAAGGAACGAAAUUUCCCAACAAAGUACCACUGGCAGCUCGGUUAAUAAACUGUGAUCUGGUACCGGACCCUAGGGAUAGAUGCUGUCUUCCCCAGGCUAAACAUGUCGUUUGUUAUGGAAUAACAGUUGACGGACAGUACCUGAGCUAUGAUGUAGAGAGCUACCCGAAAACCACAGAUUUCAGCGCUUUGUGCGCAGCGAUGGCACGAUCUCAGGGCCACACGCCUGGCAAACACAGCAGUGCUAUCUUAGCGAAUGGAGGAGGAGAUCUUGUCUGGAGGUAUGGAGAAUGGGCAGAAGUCCAGUCUGGAGAACAACGCAUCAAAAAUCUUGCCUGUGAAAUUGUUUGACCAUCAUAAUUUUAUUGACAAUGUCAGUUUUAUAAACGUUCGAUUUUAAAAUCUAAUCAACAAAUAUUUUUAAAUACUUAGAUAUAUAAAAGUAUAUUGUAAGAUUUUUGCAGGGUUAUAAUGCGAAUAUUUAACAUUUAGACAUUAAAUGUUAACAUUGUUAGAUGGGAAUGUUUAAACGAUAAUAUCAUCAUUGACUCUGAAAAACUCCUUCGCUACUGAGACUCAGAUUUUAAGACGUGGAUAAAAAUGAUACUGGUAAUUAUUUAUGUUUGCAUUUGCCUCAAACUUUCAAAUUCAACUGUCAUUACAUUAUUUUAGCCCACAUUUUGAUCUAAUUUUAUGAAAAAUUGAAUCAUGUAUGCCUAUGGUCCUUCUCUGUGUCAAUGCAUUUCGGUUUACGUGCAUAGGCGAAAACUUUUACAAAAUACAAAAAGUAAAAAAAUGGAAUGAUAAUGAUAAUUUUUUUAAAUAAAUAAGUAAAAUAUUUUUGGAUUGUUGAUGCUGCUGAAUAAAUAAGUCGGAAAAUGUUUACAUUUAUAACUAACUCUAAAAGUAUAUGAAUUAAACUAGUUGAAAAUUGUUAAGUUUGCGGGGUAAGAAUUUUGACUACAAUGAUUUUGUACUAGAUUAGAAAAACAUUUGGAUAAUUCUUAUUUCAAGUUAGACAACGUGAUUAAAUUAAGCCAAUUAAUACCCAUCACCUGAGUCCCUUGCCAUGUUACUUAUAUUAUUUACUUAAUCAAAUAUAUUCAAUUUUGUC
Messenger RNA from Helobdella robusta, 1402 nucleotides. RefSeq lists its product as hypothetical. The coding region runs from base 1 to 639 and encodes 212 amino acids. Lineage: Eukaryota; Metazoa; Annelida; Clitellata; Rhynchobdellida; Glossiphoniidae. The transcript has 5 exons. The record is from RefSeq and is a predicted model, not a curated record.